This is a messenger RNA of Zea mays, 708 nucleotides long. RefSeq names its product Cell number regulator 10 (gene CNR10). Bases 56 to 529 code for a protein of 157 amino acids. The transcript is spliced from 2 exons. The record is from RefSeq and is marked validated. Lineage: Eukaryota; Viridiplantae; Streptophyta; Magnoliopsida; Poales; Poaceae.
CAACCCAAACGCAACCGCAGCUACAGCACAGCACAGCACAGCACAACACGUCGGCAUGUAUCCGCCCAAGGCCAGCGGCGAUCCGGCCGCCGGGGCGGCGCCGGUGACUGGCUUCCCCGUCGGCGGGCCUGCCGCCUCCUCCCAGUGGUCCUCCGGCCUGUUGGACUGCUUCGACGACUGCGGCCUCUGCUGCCUGACGUGCUGGUGCCCGUGCAUCACGUUCGGGCGCGUGGCGGAGAUCGUGGACCGCGGCGCGACGUCGUGCGGCACGGCGGGGGCGCUGUACGCGGUGCUGGCCUACUUCACGGGCUGCCAGUGGAUCUACUCGUGCACGUACCGCGCCAAGAUGCGCGCCCAGCUCGGCCUCCCCGAGACCCCCUGCUGCGACUGCCUCGUCCACUUCUGCUGCGAGCCGUGCGCGCUCUGCCAGCAGUACAAGGAGCUCAAGGCCCGCGGCUUCGACCCCGUCCUCGGCUGGGACCGCAACGCCACUAUGCUGCCUCCGUCCGCACAGGGGAUGGGCCGCUGACCGCUGACCGGCCAGCCUCUGCGUAAAUAAAUAAUUAAUGCUUAUAUAUGUACUAGUAUAGUGCCCGUGCGUUGCGACGGCACACAAAUAUAGUGUCCGAACUUGGCAAAGACGAUGCCCAUGUCCAUGCGUCCUACCAGAUACUGGAGAUAUUGUGUUUCAGAUUCACUGCUAGAAGC